Molecule: messenger RNA, 1428 nt
Organism: Hydractinia symbiolongicarpus
Lineage: Eukaryota; Metazoa; Cnidaria; Hydrozoa; Anthoathecata; Hydractiniidae
Exons: 3
Coding region: 1-1428 (475 amino acids)
Biological process (GO): proteolysis
Molecular function (GO): nucleic acid binding; aspartic-type endopeptidase activity; zinc ion binding
Source: RefSeq, a predicted model, not a curated record
AUGGUACCACAAAAAAUUCAAGGAUAUGCAUGUGGCAAAAUGAGAGCUUACAUGCCUUCCGACAUCGCCUUUGCUUUUAUAUUUUGUUACGGAUCUGUAGGUCAUUGUUUGGGAGAUGAACGAUAUUAUUCAAUUAUUUCUGCUUACCCACUUCGAGAGCUAGCCACAGAGACGUGUUGUGUUUACAUUAUGGCUAGGGCAGUGGACAUCAGUUGUCCUCCACACUUUGAUACAAAUGGCGACGUUACUAGUCUAGGCACCCGCUGGAAGAGGUGGAGAAAUGGGUUUGACCUGUAUUUAGUAGCUGCAGGUAUUACCGAUAACACCCAGAAGAAAGCUCUUCUGUUACACUGUGCGGGUGAAGAUUUACGUGAACUUUUUGACACGUUACCUGAGCCAGAGGCCGCAGAUGGCCAAAAUGAUUAUGUUAAAGCAUGUACUGCAUUAGAUACAUAUUUUCUUCCGAAGAAAAACAAAAGCUACGAACGUCAUGUAUUUCGUACAUGUGCCCAAAAGGAGUCAGAAUCUAUCUCACAAUAUGUCACACGUUUGCGAACACUGGCGAAAACAUGUGAGUUCAGAGACAUAGAUGACGAGAUAGUUGAUCAAGUUAUUGAAAAAUGUACAUCACGUAAACUCCGAAAACGCCUUUUAAAGGAGAGUGAGUUAACUUUGGUAAAACUAUGCGACAUUGCAACAAUAAUGGAAGCUGCUGAUCACCAAGUGGCACAGUAUACCAAAUCGACCCUUAGUCGCAACCAAGAAGAUGAAGAUUCUGAGCAAGAUGAUGUAAAUUUUAUCUCAAGAAAGAUAAAACGCACCGGUCUAAGAAAAAGUGGAAUUGCUAAAACACCACCUACAAUUCACACAGGACCGUUGCAGAAUAAUCAACCGUACUGUUACCGGUAUGGUAAAAAAGAUCAUCGUGCAGACAAAUGCAUUGUUACAAAGGGAAAGUCUUGUCACAAAUGCGGAAUACAGGGACAUUUUAGCAAUGUAUGUCGAUCAACUAAGGCAACUGUUCGCUAUGUCACUGCUGAUGCCUCCUCCUCGGAUGAUGAUUUUGUGUUAGCCAUCGACAAUGACCCUAACUGUCCCAACCAUAAAAAUUCCAUGUACCCAGUAGAUGUAGAUGGACAACGUGUCAAUGUGCUCAUAGACAGUGGAAGUACCAUCAAUGUAAUCAGCAAAAGCACCCUUAGUGCACUAAAAUUAAAGUCACCUAUCCUUCCAUACCACAAGAAAGUUUUUGCUUUUGGUGCGUCGUCACCGCUCAAAGUUAAUGGCUGCAUAUGGGUUGUCGUUGGUGCUGGAGAGAAAGUCUGUCUACCAGAUUUGUUGUUGUACCACAAUCUUCUGUCACCAUAUUGGGUGUGGAAACUGCUUGCAAAUUGGACCUACUCCGAGUUGGCCCAGGUGGAACCAUGA